This is a messenger RNA of Penicillium samsonianum, 1053 nucleotides long. RefSeq names its product alpha/beta fold hydrolase. Lineage: Eukaryota; Fungi; Ascomycota; Eurotiomycetes; Eurotiales; Aspergillaceae. The transcript has a single exon. The record is from RefSeq and is a predicted model, not a curated record. Bases 1 to 1053 code for a protein of 350 amino acids.
AUGAUGAAGUUCUUCUCCGUCUUCAGUGCCUUCUCAGCGCUUCUGUCAUGCAGGGCUGUCGUCUCUGCACAGUCUGGUCCCGACCCGAUUGGCACCAUCUACGAUGGCCAUGUGCCAGCCGAUCUAUACGGAUCCAGCUAUCCCUACCCUUGGCCGGUGAAGCUGUUCAACUUCUACAAUCAGCGCCAGAACCUUACAAUGGCGUUCAUGGACGUACCGGCAAGGAAUAAUCACAAGAACAAUGAUAAGAAGACAGCCGUCUUGCUGCACGGCGGGAACUUCUGCGGCGUCACAUGGUCCGACACGGCACGCCAACUGUCGGCCGCCGGCUACCGAGUGAUCCUGCCCGACGACAUCGGCUUCUGCAAAUCGAGCAAGCCCCAAGGCUAUUCUUACAAUGUCCAACAACAGGCGUUGAACAUUCACAGCCUGCUCACUGCCCUAGGCAUCGACCAAGUCACCGUAAUCGGCCAUUCGAUGGGUGGCAUGAUUGCCGCCCGCUAUGGCCUCAUGUACCCGACCCAGGUUCAGCAGCUUUUCCUUGUCAAUCCCCUGGGCCUGGAGGACUGGGUAGCCAAGGGUGUGCCCUAUUUAUCAAUUGACGCGUCCUACAAAAGCGGGCUUGUGUCGAACUUUACCACUCUCAAGGCGUAUGAGCAGGCCAACUACUUCCCCAAUGCCCCCUGGAAGCCCGAGUAUGAUGCUUGGGUCCACAUGCUAGCCGAUAUCUAUGCCGGCGACUACGGUUCCGCCUAUUCGUACGUGAUGGCCCUCGUCACCGACGCCUUACUCAGUCAGCCUGUCAUCUACCAGUUGCCUCUCCUGCAGACACGUACCUACCUCUUGGUAGGAGCCAGCGACGUUUCGGCGCUUGGCAAAGCAUGGUCACCCCCUGCUAUCGCUGCAAAACUGGGUCACUAUGAUGAACUCGGCCCUGCUGCCGCGGCCCUGAUCCCGAACUCCAAGCUCCACAUGUUCCCCGGUCUAGGCCAUGCGCCCUUCCUCCAGGACCCCAAAACGUUUUACGGCGUGCUGUUCUCUUGGUUGGACUAA